CACACUAAAGUUGACCAAAGGGAGCAGAAAGGAAGUUAGAGGUCCUGGGUUUGGGGGUCAUCCCAGCUGGCUUUUCCUAAUGAGGCAAAAUGGGACCUCAGCAGAACGAACAGCCAUCACCAGAGUUGAUAAAAAGGACAGAAAUCCUCACUUCACAUGCUGACAACACAACAAAGGAACACCUCAACACUCUCUCCAAAUGAUUCUGCCACUAGUCUGGCAGUGCAACCCGAGCCAGGUGCCAAAUAUAGCCCCACACGGCGAGCGGUCAGGGACCGGCACAGAUGGAACAGCAGGCCCUGCAGAGGCGCUACGCAGUUGGACUCUGAACCUUAGAGGUCCUGCUGACGCCUGAUUAACAGAGUUUGUCUUCUUCUCACCAGAACAAAGACAAACCUGGAACCGGUGAGAACGUGUGGACGGACCGGCCCAUGAAGGAUGCAGGACGGGAGUCGGAACAAGUCACUCCCCACCUCCAAGCUGCUCAGAGAACCUUCAGCAGGCAGGGCUUUGGAAGGCAAUGGAGGGAUGUUUUCUGAGGCUUCUUCUGAUGGAGAACUCUGCAUGGACUCAGGGACAGAGCUGAAUUGUGGAGAUGGAGACUUUGCAGAUCUUAAUGCUUUCUUGAGUGCAGAUGAGAUUAAUCGUAGCCUUGACCUGGCCCUGGAGGCCUUCAGUAAUGUGUGUGAACCUGAAGAUCCAGGUCCAUCUUGUCUUCCAGAGCAGGAGCAGGCCCUCCAGUCAGCCUCUUCCCUUCCUCUUUCUCAGCAAAUCCUUGAAAACGUCAGUCUAAGCCCAAACCUGCAGCACCAGACCAAAGCUAUUUGCCCUGAAGAUUAUACACCAGUUCCCCUUUCCUCCAGCCAGAGCGCCUGCUUCAGUAAGCCUGAACUCUUGUCUGGUCAGGCUCAGUCCUCUGUUGAAAAACCUGUCUGCCACAAACCCACCAAGCCUGUGUACAAGCAGGACAAACCCAGGCUGGUCCAUGGAGGUCUGGAGCUGAGCGACAGAGCUGCUUCAGCCUCAGAAUUCUGCAGCCGAGCUGCCACUUUCAUCGAGGAGCUGUCCUCCAUCUUCAAAGGUUCUGCUCAUUUGGAGCAGCAGGUUGAAGAGGAGUCGUCCUCCCCUGACAGCGGCUAUCUGUCUCCAAGAAACCAACAGGGCUCAGCCUGCGUUCCCUCGCUGCCUCCCGGCCAGAGAGACGAGGCGCAGAGCAGCCAGAGCGAGGUGAGCCCCCAUUCAGGAGGCCCUGCAGUAGAUGCAGCCUCUGAUGGAGACCAACACUCUGCAGCUUCUGCAACCUUUGGACCUUUGUCACCUCCUCAGUUCUUCCAAAAGUUGAAGAGUCAGGAAGUAGCAGAAGGAAGUCCCAUCCAUCUGGAAUGCAGAGUUGGAGGAAACCCCCUACCGCUGGUCAGGCCAGGCAGCCGCAACAUAAAAGCUGACGCCCUCUCGCAAGUACUGCUCUUCCGAGGAUCCGGACACCUCCACCACCAACAUCAUCCCAUCCACCUGCAUAAUUGGGGCGCUCACCUGGGACAUCAAGACCAAAGUUAUUCAGGCACAAGGUGGUUCUGUGAGGGGCGGGAGCUGCAAAACUCUCCUGACAUACAGAUCAGUACAGAGGGCGACCUGCAAACGCUAGUGAUCGCCGAGGCCUUUGAGGACGACACCGGGCGCUACACCUGCGUGGCCUCCAACAGCCUGGGAGCAGAAAACACCUCUGCUGAGGUGUACAUCGAAGGUGCGUCCUCAUCAGACUCGGAGGCAGAAGGAGCCGGGUCAAAGUCCAGAUCAGGAGCCAUGCCUCAAGUGCAGAAAAAGACUUCUUCAAUGUCCCUAACAAUACGCUCAUCAUCGCCCAAAGCUCCAGAGGUUCCUCCUCAUCGCUCCUAUCUGGUCCAGUCCAUGUCUCAGCCUCCACAGCGGACGCAGAGCCCGGUGUCGCUGCUGCAGGGGAGCGAUGUAUCUGGUUCUCCCGUUUUCACCAAGCACUUACAGGAUGCUCAGGCCUCAGAGGGUCAAGUGGUGGUUCUGGAGUGCCGGGUCCGAGGAAGCCCUCCUCCACAGGUCCGGUGGUACAGAGAAGGAAACGAGAUCCUGGACUCCCCUGACUUUCGGAUAUUACAGAAAAAGCCUCGAUCAGCUGCUGAGCCAGAGGAGAUCUGCACGUUGGUGAUAGCUGAGGCUUUUCCGGAGGACGGUGGUCUGUUCUGCUGCACGGCAUCCAAUCCCUGCGGUUCUGUUGGCAGCUCGGCCCGGCUCACCGUCACUUCAGCAGAGGAUUUGUCCACUAACAGCAUGUCUGGUGACAGCUCGGGUUUUGAGGAUACAGUUUCCUUCCCUCCACCUCCACUCCCCACUGAGAUCCCCCACCUGGAGCCACCCAAGACGCUGCCUCCAUCCGGCUCUGAGGCCUUCCACAGCGAGGAGCUGGAGAUCUGGCCCAGCAUGUCGGCUGCAUCUCCGGUCCAGAUCGCUCCAGACGCACAGGAGAAGCAGGAAGACAGUCAGCAGAAUGGACAUCACCCUUCCCCGCCUCCAAUCAAAAAGACCACGCCCCCUCCUCCACCUCUGCCGCACACCAACCCAGAUGAUCCAGCAAAACCGCAAAGUCCUGCCCACAUGACCCCAAGCUCCCCCCCAACUCCAGGAAAGCUGUCUCCAUCUUCUGGAAGAGACGGCCCUCCACUGCCCACCAGGCCCAAGCCAAAGCUGAACGCCGACCAGCUGAAGCAGCUCCAGGAACAGGUUUUGCUGGAGCAGCAGGAAGCAGCUAACUGGGGACGAGAGCAGCAGAACCAGGAAGUCCUCCCACCUCCUCCCCAGCCACCACUUCAGGAGAUACCUCCACCGGCUUCAUCCUCUCCUCCUCUUCCCCCUCCUCCAUCCUUCCAGGAGCUGGAGAGCAGCACAGCCAUGCAGGCCAGCACCUUCAACUACACCCGGCCAAAACAGUUUAUCGCCGCUCAGGGCCCUGGGGGAGGCGGCUUCCUCAACAGCUUCUCCGGCUCCUCUGGGUCCAGCCUGUCCUCCCCUUUGUCUCCUCCUGCCUCCCACAAGCCCUUCAACCGAGUCAGCCUGCCCCCGUUCACCAAAGCUGGCAGCGUUGAGUCUCCAAGCUCUCCUUCCUUUCCACCUCCACCUCCACCCUUCUUCACUUCCAGCAACCUGUCCUCCCCCUCAGGCCUCACCCAGGACUUCCCUCCUCCUCCUCCUCCUCCUCCUCCUCCACCUGCCUCCAUGUCUCCAGCCCACUCAGACGUGUCCUCUCCGUUCUCCUCCAUCCCUCCAUCUCCUGCCUCUAGCUUUUUGUCCUCCGUGCUGUCCUCUGUCCCCACUACACCCAGCAGUCCUCCAGUCAACGCCCUGGGUCUUCCUAAAGGCAACGGCACUGUAAAAGUGAUUCCCAAAAAGCCGUCAAUCAGCAAGACGCAGCGCAUGGCGUCAGACUCGGACAUCCAGGGGUCUAAAGACGCCGUCAUCCAGGACUUGGAGAGGAAACUGCGCUUUAAGGAGGAACGCACAAGCAACGGCCAACAGAGGUUAACCUAUGAGGAGAAGAUGGCCCGCAGGCUGCUGGGGGCCGACAGUGCUGCCACAGUCUUAAACACUCAGGACCCGGCGGAGGAGCCGGUCACACAGGAAUACAAAGUGUCCAGCUUCGAACAGCGCCUUAUCAGUGAGAUUGAAUUCCGCUUGGAGCGCUCCCCGGUGGAGGAGUCAGACGAGGACGUGCAGUACGAUGAAGACGCCGCCGGGCAGGGGGUGGCGCCGUCCUUUGAACAGAAGCUCAAACACUACAAAGUGUUUGAGGGCAUGCCGGUCACGUUCUCCUGCAGGGUGAAGGGAGAACCCAAAGCAAAGAUCUACUGGUUUAAAGACGGCAAGCAGAUCUCCAAGCGCAGUGAGCACUACAGAAUCAACAGACACCCGGACGGGACCUGCUCUCUGCACACCGCCGCCGCCUCGCUGGAUGAUGACGGCAACUACACCAUCCUGGCCGCAAACCCACAAGGCCGAGUGAGCUGCACCGGCAGGAUGAUGGUGCAGGCGGUGAACCAGCGAGGGCGCAGCCAGAGAUCCACACCUGGACAAAUGCGCAGGUCCAGAUCCCGGUCCAGAGACAGCGGAGACGAAAACGACAACAUCCAAGAGCGCCACUUCCGCCCCCACUUCCUGCAGGCCCCCGGGGACCUGAUCGUCCAGGAGGGCCGCCUGUGCCGGAUGGACUGCAAGGUUAGCGGCCUGCCGACCCCUGACCUCGUCUGGCAGCUGAAUGGACACAGCAUCCGCCCUGACUCCUCCCACAAGAUGCUGGUGAGGGAGAACGGCGUGCACUCGCUGGUCAUCGAGCCCGUGACGAGUCGCGACGCCGGCAUCUACACCUGCAUUGCCAGCAACCGGGCCGGCCAGAACUCCUUCAACCUGGAGCUCAUCGUUGCAGGUGAGUGUUUGUGGCAGCAGCGCAGUCUGCAGCCGCGUGGACUCAAACCCUCCGUCCCCACAGCCAGAGAGAUGCACAAGGCGCCGUCGUUUGUGGAGAAGCUGCAGAACACCAGCGUGGCGGAGGGCCACCCUGUGCGGCUGGAGUGCCGGGUCACGGGGGUUCCGUACCCCCAGAUCUUUUGGAAGCGGGAGAACGAGUCCUUCACUCACAACACGGACAGAAUAAGCAUGCACCAGGACAACUGCGGCUACCUGUGUAUGAUCAUCCAGCCCGCCUCGAAGGAGGACGCUGGCUGGUACACGGUUUCAGCCAAGAACGACGCCGGCAUCGUCUCCAGCACAGCACGCCUCGACGUCCACACUCAGUGGCAGCAGCCCAACCUCCCCAAACCCAAGAAGGUGCGGCCUUCCACCAGCCGCUACGCUGCCCUGACGGAGCGAGGUCUGGACGUGAAGGCCGCCUUCUUCCCCGACUCCAGCCCCCUCCCGCCGGGGGCCCUGGUGGAGAGCGAGGAUCUGUAGAACCCACGGUCUGAGACUCUGAAAGGGGGCGGGGCACCCAGACGCAAAGGGAGAGGGCGCCAUUACAAACAUCACAGAUGAGGAUGAGAGAAGACUCCAGGACCCCUCCAUGCUGAUACAGUGCCCGACAUCCCCCCUCUGCAUGCUGAAGAGUUUCCUCCCCCCACCCUACCGACUGCACCUCCACCAAACCAAGCCCCCCCACCAACAGGACAGUUCCAGCUCAGGUUAGGAGGCUUUUCUGAGGGACAGAUGUUAGUAAAGAGGAGGAGACGACGAGGGAUGAAGCAGGUUGACCUGGGGGAGAGGUGGUGAUGAAGAGCAACGUUUCUGCUUCCUUGACUGGUUUGAAUCCAGAACAUCUGAGAUCUUAAAUGCCCGUGGAGGUUUCCCUUUAGAACGUUUUCAGUCUUUUCAUUUUAUUUUUGUAUGAAAACCAAAGCUCCUCUGCGGUUCAGUUAUCCUCACAACCUUCUGCUCAUAGAUAGAAACGGUUUGGAUUCUGACGUUUUAUAAAUCUAUUCUUAGCCUUGGACACCAGCUUUCUCCGCAUGUUCCUUUUGGACACUUGUAGAGUCACACACGACUCUUUUCUCAGUAUUUGGAGGUAAUAAACACUCAAAAAAGGUUUCUUUACA
This is a messenger RNA of Oryzias latipes (Japanese medaka), 5609 nucleotides long. Lineage: Eukaryota; Metazoa; Chordata; Actinopteri; Beloniformes; Adrianichthyidae. The record is from RefSeq and is a predicted model, not a curated record.